AUGCAGACAGAGAAUAUGAAGAAGAGGAAAGAAGAAGUAACCGAAAUGAAAGAUGUGGGAAUGCUUGGAACGGAAUCUUUCAGUACAUUAGGCGAAAAAAAGGAGAGAACCGAGAAUAACCUGCUCAGCAAACGCAACUAUGAUGAUUCGCUUAAAGACGCUGGACUCCGCCCUGGGGCAAUGAUAUCGGACUUCUUUUCCCCAUGA
Messenger RNA from Necator americanus (New World hookworm), 207 nucleotides. RefSeq lists its product as uncharacterized. Lineage: Eukaryota; Metazoa; Nematoda; Chromadorea; Rhabditida; Ancylostomatidae. The transcript is spliced from 2 exons. The record is from RefSeq and is a predicted model, not a curated record. Bases 1 to 207 code for a protein of 68 amino acids.